AUGUCUUCGUCUCAGCCGCAGAGCGGGACGACUGAGUCACGGACUCAACCCGAAACGCAGCCAUCACAUGUGGAAGCUAUUGGCAUGCCCGAGCAAACUGCCGCGAUGCCUGUGGGAACAACGGAUAACGCCAUCCCUCAACUACCCCCUCCUCCGGCGCGCGUAGAAGACCGUAGUCAACCGCAGAGCGGAGAGCAGCCUUCGUCAGUAACUCAGGACAAUUCUCAAGCCAUCCAAUCACAUACAAGGUCGUCUAACGAGAUGCAGGGAUCUGUCCCAGCAACGCAAGAUCCUGCAGAACCAGAAAGAUCAGCAUCUUCGGGUGUAGGCGACGCACGAACACAUGCUCUGGCGUUUGGAAGUUCCACCAGUGAUACCAAGCCCUUGGGUCCAGCUAACGACUUCGGUUAUCCAUCUACGGAGCUGCAAAGAAAUGGAGAGUCCAGCGGGAAACCGUCGGAACGCCACGCCGUCCAACCUGAUGCGAGUGAUGAACAUAACACGAUACGCACCGCUCAAGAAUCCUUCCAGCUGUCUCGUAUUCAGGGGUCGCCCAGUGUAGACCUUGGCAAGCAUCCACGUUCUUCAUCUCCGGUCCUUCAUUCUGUGAACCUGCCUAGUGUGGUUGUAAAUCCACUAGUCGCAUAUGAUAACGAGGCAUGGAGGCCAUCUGCUUUCCAGCCGCAGGCUGUUCAAAGCGGAAACGGUGAAGACCAGGAUGCGCCUAUAUCAUCGAUGGAUACCAGCUGGAGCAAAGAGAAGGAAAUGCAACGCGCUGUUGAAGUAGAGCCAAGGUUACUAUUUACUGGGGAGUCUGCAAUUGCUGAUGGACUGGCAGCGGCAUCUCAGGCUCACGGAGACAGGCGUUCAGACUCGUCCCAGGUUAUCUCAAACGGGAACACGACGCGAAGUGAACAGCGCUCUCAAUUAAAAGAUGAGCAAGGCGGAUCGUAUGCUUCAUCCACUGUUCCUGACACGAGCAACAUCAAUCCUGGAGGGUCAGCAACACAGCGGGAAUUUGAAUACAUGGUGAAUCUUGCGCGGGAACUACCUGCUACUAUAGCAACAGAAAAUCACAUCAAUCCUACACGUGAAGUGACCGGAGAGGCUGGGAAGACAGAAAGCACGAUUAACCCCGUCCCAAUGUCCUUCCCAGCUAUCCUUCGAAAUGCCAAGCUCUCAGACCGCUUCGCACACCUCCGAGAAAGCUCAACAUCGCAUAUAUUAGGAGACAAACCAAUAUCAACUUCACACAAGAGAUCUCGUGAAGAUAAGGAGGGCAAGAGAUGGGUACGGAGGAGGGAGAAUGCUCGGUUUGCCAACAAUCCGCAUGUGGUGCAGGCUGCGAGUUGGGAUGCACAGGUUGACCCGCCCUCAGCACGUAGGACGUUCCCGGAGCCCCUCCCGAGCUAUCUUCCUCGCAGUAUCUCUGCACCUGCAGCUGCUCGUCCAGUCUUCGACGCAGCUUCCGCAAACAUGGGUCGCUACUCGAUGAGCUUGAAGGGUAUGCGCCGUACAUUACGUGGACAUGGUCCCAGAGCACAAUUACUCGUACAUGAGAUCGAGAAGGAGAUCCUAGAUUGGCUCGUCGGAGGAACGAUAGUUCUUCCAGACGAAACGGAGGAUAUCCUACUUAUCCACGGACGUCCCAUCGGAAACACACUAACUGUCACCGAGUUAUCGCGUACACCCCUCCAACUCGUGUGGAGUAUCGAGCAAGAUGCCUUCGCAAGGUAUAUUGUUCACUGCUGUGCUCGAUACCACAAAGUCGUAAGCUUCAGUUGGGUAUAUGCUUAUGUACACCGAGGCAAAGACAUCGACGGCAGGCGCCUCACCUACUUGCUCCGCCCAAACGUCACCCGCCCAGACUACGCCGCCCGAAACGCACUCGACACACCACCCGCCACCGAAUCCGAUUACUCCCUCGGUGUCCUAUCAGAAUCCGACAUCCUCUCCGUAGAAGAUAACGAGCUGCUUUCCGACGCAAUUUCCGAAACAGAUAUUAACAUAUCUACACGUAACGUACGCCACAGGCGCCUUUCGUCCGUUUCCGAAAGGGACACUGAGGAUGAGGGAGAGAUGGAUGAUACACCCCGUCCAGCACGAAUACGCCAACCAUCGGUUAUGCAGGAAGUAACAGAAGACGCUGAUGACGACAAGUCGAUUGUAAACGAUGAUCUCACACAGAGCAUCGAAUCGCUCGAUCUCAGCCCUACAACAAGAGAACCACCAUCGCACUUCAUCUUCGCCAUCUCAUUCCCGUUCGCCAUGCCCACCGUCAAGAAGAAAGCUGCGGAAUGGAAGAAAUCGAAUGGCGAGAAGGACUAG
This is a messenger RNA of Fomitiporia mediterranea MF3/22, 2328 nucleotides long. RefSeq lists its product as uncharacterized. Lineage: Eukaryota; Fungi; Basidiomycota; Agaricomycetes; Hymenochaetales; Hymenochaetaceae. Bases 1 to 2328 code for a protein of 775 amino acids. The transcript has 6 exons. The record is from RefSeq and is a predicted model, not a curated record.